Molecule: messenger RNA, 393 nt
Organism: Anastrepha ludens (Mexican fruit fly)
Lineage: Eukaryota; Metazoa; Arthropoda; Insecta; Diptera; Tephritidae
Product: probable basic-leucine zipper transcription factor Q
Exons: 4
Coding region: 1-393 (130 amino acids)
Source: RefSeq, a predicted model, not a curated record
AUGUCUAAAGAGUUGGAUGUGGACACCUCAACCGUCGGUAAACGUUUGCAAGUAAUGGAAAUGGUCCAGAAAGCAGAUUAUCAGCAACACGACACGCAUCAGCUACAGCAGCAAGAGCAGCAUGCAACGCAGAUACACAGAUGCCACAAUGCCGCAAUAAAAGACAAUGUCAUUGAAUUCCCAACGAUGAACAGUUGCUGCAACAUCAGCCGUCACAACAACCAGCAAGAGCAGCAGCAGCAGCAGGCGAAGCAGGAGGAGCAGCAGCAAGGCAGGCGUUUGGUCAGCGAUCGCGUCGGAUGCAAAUUAGCGCAGGGUCAAGUUUUGCUCAAUGCCAGGGAGGCCGCAGCCACAUCCAUCACCUACGGUUGUGUUUCUAAUUACAAAGCGUAG